Paraglomus occultum is the source of this 3765-nucleotide messenger RNA. The record is from the annotation of a GenBank genome assembly. Lineage: Eukaryota; Fungi; Glomeromycota; Glomeromycetes; Paraglomerales; Paraglomeraceae.
AUGACUUCCCAACCAUCAGAAUUAGUUCAAGAUUCGUUUUCUCCUGCCAUCGGUCCCAACUCCGGAGGCUCUCCCCAACAUGAGACGAGAUACUUCUCGUCCAAAAGGGCUCGCGAAAUUCAAGCAGAAGAAGGCAUUACUUCGCCCUAUCGCUCUUCUGCGCUUCCCCCACCAUCGUUUUCGACUAACGGAGCUUUUAAUAGCGGCACGCUCUUGUCAGAUUCGAAUUCCGGCUCGACCAUGGAUUUUUUAAAGCCAGUUGGAAGCAAAACUGUUGCCAAUUCAAACGGGAGUGCCCAGGGUCAUUUGUCGCCGUUUCCUGCUCCUCUGCGUCGCGCUCGUGCUGAUACUUUGCCAACGUCUCUGUCAGGUAGCAGACCGCCGUUCAAUCUUGGUCAUCAUCCAUCUUCUUCUCUGUCUAUGUCAACAUUGGGGGCUUCUUCUUCUUCCUCCACGUCAAAUUUACUUUCACCGCCAAAGACUUCUCGAAUUCGUUCUGGAUCAUUGACGCUUCCAUCCUCGUCACUCUCUACUGCGUUUGGUCCGUCUAUUUUUAAUUCCGUGUGGUCUGACCAUCCUAAUGAUGCCAGUGGUCCGACUACACCGACAAUGCCAACUCCGACAACUGGUGAAUUACUCCAUGGCGACGAGAAUAAUACUGUCGGAAAAACUUUAGAUUACUUGGGUCUAGAUGUUCACGAUAAUAGUAGCCUUCCUAAAAUGUCUACUAGCUCUGGUGCUUUACCCCAGAUUAAAGUGGACAUGAAGGCACCUACCAAUACUACUUAUGGUUCCGGCCCAAGUAUCGCGACUAUUCCAUCGCUACGUCGUGAUGCGAAUCGUAUUAGGUCUUUUUCUGUAUCUGCUGCUCCUAAAUACGACGAUCAAUUACAAACCAGCGCUAUGACUAGUGCAAACUUAUUUCCUCCGGGUAAUGCAGCUGUCCAGCAGUUUCAUCAGGCGCAUUCCCGCCCUCGAGCUAUCAGUUUAAGCAUGCUUGACACCCCCAACGAAGUUGUGAUGAUGCGUAACAAGCAAAACUCAAUGUACGCUGAUUUAUCUGACCAAUCUUCACAGCAAGUGGGAUCUACGCCGUCAACGAGGUCGCUUGGUGGAGAGCAAUUGAUAGGAAUGAUGGUGAGUGGGAUGAUGGAAGGCAAAAAGAAGCAACAGCAACAAUCUCAUGAAGAUGAUUACCUUUUGGACCAUAACGAAAUAGAGAUGACCCAAUCUGGUUUGUCAAGUCCAGGUCCACACACUUCUGAAUGCGCUCAAAACGCGCCACCGCCGCAGACACCCACUAGAUCCCUUUGGAUCGGUAACAUUGAUCCAACUCUCACCAACGAAGAUUUGAUGCGUUUAUUUUCUCCAUAUGGUUCGAUCGAGAGUUUAAGACUGCUGCCUGACAAGGAAUGUGGAUUCAUCAAUUUCCAUCGUGUCGACGAUGCCGUUCGCGCUAAAGAUGAUAUUAUGGAUAGAAUGGGUGGCAGAGUAGGAAGUUGCAUUGUUCGCAUUGGCUUUGGUAAAGCCGAUGCAGCAUUCAACUCUCAUGAUCUUUCUCCAUCCUCACAGACUCAAUCACAACCGACGCGUGCAUUAUGGGUUGGCAAUAUUCCAACAUCUACUACUCCACAAGCGUUGCAGAACAUAUUUGCGCCAUAUGGCCCAAUUGAGUCUGCUAGAGUGUUGACACAUAAAAACUGCGGGUUUGUUAAUUUUGAGAGAUUGGAUGAUGCUGUGAAAGCUAAAAGAGCUUUACAUGGUAAAGAAGUCUUGGGUAGCGCAGUUGGUCCAGUCAGGAUUGGAUACGCAAAGGUGCAGCCUAAACCAUCGCCAAUAGCUACUCCUGAACCAGAUUCUCCCGCUACCAGGCAUAUUCGCAACCUGUCUACAUCGUCAUCAUCAUCUAAUAAUCAGUCUAAUGGCCAAUGGCCCACUCAGAACGACAAUUACGCUGGUAAUGUUGUACUUUCCAUGGUCAUGGGAACAGCCGGUGGAUUGACCGAGAAACAGUUGAUGAUGCGUGAAUUGAGUGGUGGAUCCGAUGAAGAUAUAGACGAUUCAAUCGACAACCGCACACCCGUUAAUUAUUUCACAAGCAUCCCACCCGUUGCCGAUCCAAACCCAAGUCGAAAGCCAGACGCUUCUAGAUUAAGAGAAAUACGUAAGCGUCUCGAUAGUGGUCAUUGUUCUGCUAAAGAAGUUGAGUCUAUCGCUGUCGAAGUUAUGGAUGAGUGUGUAGAAUUAUCAAGCGAUUACAUUGGGAAUACUGUGAUUCAAAAGUUAUUCGAACGAUGCACCGAGAACACUAAAUUGAAAAUGUUGGAAAAGAUAGCGCCUCACAUGGCUACAAUUGGUAUUCACAAGAACGGUACCUGGGCCGCUCAAAAAAUUAUUGAUUGCGCAAAGCACCCUUCACAGAUGCAUCUCAUUACUUCUAAUGUUAGACCAUAUACACCACCGCUACUGCUCGAUCAAUUUGGAAAUUAUGUCGUGCAAUGCUGUCUGCGCCUUGGGCCAACCAGAAACCAAUUUAUAUUCGACGCAAUGGUAGACAGAUGCUGGGAGAUUGCUCAGGGUCGCUUUGGAGCACGAGCCAUGAGAGCAUGCUUGGAAAGCCAGCAUGUAACUAAAAAACAACAGAAACAAGUUGCAAUUGCAAUAGUGAUGAAUGCCGUUUCACUCUCUACAAACCCGAAUGGGGCGUUGUUACUUACAUGGCUAUUAGACACGUCCCAGUUUCCUGGUCGAUAUCGCAUCCUAUCACCUAAACUGGCUCCCCAUUUGGCACAUCUUUGCACUCAUAAAUUAGCUUCACUCACAGUGCUCAAGAUCAUCAACCAACGGCACGAAACUGACGCGAGAGAUUUAACCAUUUCAAACUUGUUCUUUUCCACGAAUGAUCAAGUAUUGGAGGAGGUGCUCAGUGACCAGGUACAUGGUGUUGGUGUAGUCCAGAAAGUACUAGCCAGUCCAUAUGUUGAACAAGCUGAAAAACAAAGAUUGGCCGAGAAGGUCAAACUUGUCCUUGGAAAAUUGAAGGUCCAGCAAGUUCAAGGAUACAAACGUCUUUUGGAAGAACUUGGUAUGGUUAGCGACCCGUCACUUAACGGUACCUCAAUGAGCUCGGUUCAGAAUUCGGUAGGAAUGCCUCCGCCGAAUGUCUUUCCACCGGAUCUCGCUGCCGCCGCUGCUUAUUACGCCGCUGCUGCCCAUUUCGCCGGCCAACAAUUACAGCAGGCAGCAACAAGCACCCCUACUUCUGAGAAUCCGUCGUCACCCCAACACGAGCAAUUAUCACCAUCUGCGAGUGCUCUGCCACUAUCGAGCGAAGCAUCCACACCAUCUGCUGGCCCUUCAGUAUCCAGUCCGUUGAAUACACCAAGCACAUCAUUUCCACCUGCGCCACCAAUGUUCAUGAAUACAAUGCCCAUGACUGCACAUCCUCACUCGGGCUUUCCUCCAACCGGACCAUAUCCUCACAUGGGUUCUUUCACACCGUUCGUUCAUCCGUCAACGUUGGCAGCGGUUGCGGCUGGAAUGUAUGGACAUCCGGCUAUGUUUAAUGCAGCAGCUUACCCAUAUAUGCUAGCCGCGAGUGGUGCUAUUCCACCACCGAUGUUGAAUACAACUCCUCCGCCUCCUGUUAAUAUUUCAUCCAGCGGCAAUGAUGCGCAGGCGCAGUCUUCUCCGGAGACGGCGAUGGUUAAUGCCUCUCCACCACCUUUAUCUCGAAGUUCCGAUGGGCAAGUUCAGCAGGAAUAA